Messenger RNA from Linum tenue, 1377 nucleotides. Lineage: Eukaryota; Viridiplantae; Streptophyta; Magnoliopsida; Malpighiales; Linaceae. The record is from the annotation of a GenBank genome assembly.
AUGAUUGUUCUUCUGUUCUGUUUCUGUACUGUUCUGUUUGUGAUUGUGGCGCGAAUCGUACAUGGCGAUCUGGAGGCCGUGGAUCUCCCGAGAGUCAAUAUAGUUGCUGGUUCUGAAGAACGGAUCCCUCCAAGUGGCCAAUCAAUGGCAUUCCAGCAAUUCUACUCGCAGGAAUGGAAAUCUGUUGCAAGUGCAGCAGCAGCAGCAACAACAACAAGCUCGGAAGAACCCAGUUUAAACGACGGCUUCGACUGCAACAUCUGCUUUGAAUUUGCAAAAGAGCCAGUUGUCACCCUCUGCGGCCAUUUAUACUGCUGGCCGUGCAUCUACAAGUGGCUCCACGUCCAGAGUGCCUCCCUUUCUUCCGACGAGCACCCACAGUGCCCCGUCUGCAAGGCCGAUAUAUCCCACACCACAAUGGUCCCUCUCUAUGGCAGAGGACAGUCCACAGAAGAAGAAACCGAAGCAAAGACUCCCGGCAGCAGUGCCAUUUCCAUUCCCCCUCGCCCACCAGCCUGUGGUACCCAAGCUCUCGCCACAAGCAGCACUCAAACAGGUCAGCAGCUUCCUUACCGAAACCCUUACCGGGGUAAUAACCACCACGACAUUCCACCCAUGGCAUAUGCUAGCUUCGACGAAACUGCUACAUCCCCAUCGCUGCCUGAUACCGGUUUCCACCACCACCACCCGGGAUAUGGGGUGCUCGGGGAGGUUGUAUUCGCCAGGGUGUUUGGGAACUCCGAUAGUUUACAUGCUUACCCGAACUCCUAUCAGCUUAAUCCGAGCGGUAGCUCGAGGUUGAGAAGGCAGGAUAUACAGGCGGACAAGUCGCUGAGUAGGAUCUCCUUCUUCUUGUUUUGCUGCGCUCUGCUGUGCCUCAUUGUGUUCUGACCCAGACAGUGGACGUCUGGACGAGUUCUUAUGGAAAGAAGCGUUUCAUUUUGUAUAAUUUGUAAAGAAGAAUCCUGAAACGGCUUGUGAAACUUGUGAUGAGAAACGCUCGUAUAGACUUAAUGCCAGUCAAUUAUACAAAGAGAGAGAGAGAGAGAGAGAGAGAUUUAGCUUAUGAUGAUGACAUCGCUGUCACCAUUUUUGUCUCAAGUUAGCCUGCCGUUGUGAAUUGGACUCUUAUCAUGUUGGCCACCGACGGGGUUUAGGUUUAUCCAAUAAUGUAAUUGGAAGUAAUGUGUAUAUAUUAAAACGUGUAUGUGCAACAUAUAAUCUAUAACUUAGUUCAGCAAUUGUGUGGUGUAUCUGUGCUAAAUCAAACCUGAUUUGGUAUUUGAUAUGAUGCUAGUAAAAUGAGACUAAUGGGUAGUUGAUUAUGAUUAGACCAGUCAUUAUGAGAACAGAGUAAUUAGAGGUGGUGAGAUGGUC